Messenger RNA from Hyposmocoma kahamanoa, 2361 nucleotides. RefSeq lists its product as uncharacterized. The coding region runs from base 611 to 2146 and encodes 511 amino acids. The transcript has 2 exons. NCBI's taxonomy places the organism in Eukaryota, Metazoa, Arthropoda, Insecta, Lepidoptera, Cosmopterigidae. The record is from RefSeq and is a predicted model, not a curated record.
UAAGUAAUUACAUUUCUUUACCUAUAAAAAUAUUGUGUUCUAGUUUUAUUCUUUUUAUCAUCAUGAUGGUAAAGACUAGUUUCAUUCUACUUUUAUUUGUAUUUGUGUUUUAUAAAAUCAGUGCACUAAACUUGGUCACAGAAUUAGAUACUGUUGAUGUACAAGAUGUAAAUAUUCCAGAUGACAUUAAAGUGGACGCAGCAGAACUUGUGGCUGCUGAAAGUAAUGAUGAAAUUUCCCUUGAUAACAAAGUUCCUGACUUAAAAGUUCAAAUUGAUUCCGAAAUAAUGGAGACAGCUGGGAGCAACAACUAUGUUUAUAGACCACUGUAUGUUUAUAGAAAAAUUGAACAUAGGAAAAAGAGGAUAAAUAUGUACAACGCUUUUGCGGGUUAAAGAUUUUUGUACUACGAGUACUGUGGCUGUGUAGAGAUGAUACACUAGAGCAAAACGGUAGGACCCAAUUAAGUGACUAAUACCUUGUUAAGAAUUGGCAAUAAAAAUGCUAUAGAAUUAUCGAAAACAAUUAAAAGUAGCGACUGUUAAACUAACAACGUUCAGAUCGUUUGAAGACCUGGCUUUGCUAAAACAACUCGUGUACAUAAAUAAAAAUGUGUAAAUAUCGGUUUUUUACAUCAUUUUGCAUUGGGAUUCUGAGUGUCCGUAUCACUAUAGCAGGAAUAUCACCAGUUCAUGAUGUCUCUCAGAAAUUGAAUAUGAAAACCAGUGAUAAAUUUCUAAACACACCUUACAAAGUUCUGAAACAUCUUGAUAACACUGUGUUCAAAAAUAGCAAGAAUUUGACCGAUAAUCCACAAACAGAAGAAACUCUUUAUCAAAUAUCAAAGGAUUUGGUUUCUGCAAUUUUAUCAAAGUUAGAGAUUCAAGACAAAAUAACAAGGAUCACUAGAGAAGCUCUUGAAGCACCUGGUAAGAGUAAAGGCAUCACUGCUAUUGAAACACGACGAAUUCUCGAUUAUAUAUCAAGGACCUUAUCUGGACACAUUUUGAGUAUUACAAGAGCGUCUACGGAACCGGAGCUUCACCGCUUAGUUUAUGGCCUGGGUCAAAUUGCAGCUGAAGUCUCUAUAGUAUCUGCUUUAAAAGAUAUUACAUAUGCUACGGCUCUGUCAAAGAAGCAAUCAGUGGAUCUAUCAUUGCGAAAGAAAAGAGAUGCACCUGCAGAUGUUCUUUCUACUACUUCACGUGCUCCUCCAGUAAUUUUACCAUCAACUGCUCAUCCCAUUCUCCACAGUAUUCUUAUAAAUAAGUCACUCUCAGCUAGCCAAGCUAAAGCCAAUUCUACGGUACGGCCAUACCUAAAACAACCACAUCUUACACCGUAUUCCAUUAUCUCACGAAAUGAAAAAAAGCCGGUAAAUACCAUGAACAUGCCACAUGUUAAGGCAUUGACCACCAAAGGUUUCUUAAAUCGAACUGCCUUGGAUAUAGAAAAUGCUGAAAGAAAUGCUAGCAAUACUGAUCCUAUUGUUAUGGAAAAAUCAAUAAAUGACACACAUAUCGUCUCUGUUGACACCCAGACAUUAGAUGCACAAGAAUUGAACGCACCAGCGCUUAUAGAUGAUUUUGCCGAUCCUAGGGACAAUCUUUACAAAACCGCGAUGAGCGCAGACGUAGCUGCAGACUUGGAGAUUGAUCAACCCGACAAUGCAGAUGAUGAAGCGGCCAAUGAAAAGAAACAAAAGCAGAAAUUAGAGAGAUUGGAAUUGAAAGCUAAGAAAGCCAUACUUUACGCUGGCGACGUUGCAUACUUAACCGCUGCUAGCGUCGUUGCGAUGAGGCGUGCAUUGACGGCAAGCAUCGAAGUCGAAAUGUCGGUGAAAUAUGCUAAGAACGGCAUGUCUAAUCAUCAAGACUUGAUGAUGAAUUUGGCGAAGACUGCAGCUCAACAAGCUGGAAAGGAAGCUAAAAGUGCUACAUCUAAAUCUUUAGCUAGUGAACGCGUUAUAAAAUUGGCUUUGAAGUACACCGCACAAUCACAUGGUGCUAAUCUCAAUCACGUUGCCAACAGGAUUGUAAUGGACACCAUAUCUUUAGCUACACUGGCUAAGUCAAUGGCGUUCGUGUCUUCAGAUAUUGCUAUUAAUUCUUUAUACCAGGCUACUGACGUCAAGCCGCCUUCAUAAAUAGUCUGUUUAUUGUACCGCUUUAAUCUGUUUAGGCAUUAUUAUGUAUAUUUAUUUAUAAAUAAAUGAAUAGACUAGAAUAGAAUCACUUAUUUGUCUAUAGUUAAGAUUCUAUGAGUAUUUGAAAAAUUACAAUUCAUUAAUUUCUAGUUUAUCGUUUACCAUUUGUGAUUUGAUUUCGAUGCAAAAAAUCCUACUUCUAUCUUGUUAUUGCU